CCAAGAAGGCCGAACAAGGUUACAGGAAUGCCCUAGGCUGCAUCCUUCGCGAAACCGUGAGCAUUAACGAAACCAAUCUCAGGUCGAAAGCGAACUAGAAUUUGCGAGCGCUCCUCAUAUCGAAGCUGCACACUCAUUACAAGUUCCCGGAUGAGUCCCUAGACGAGACCACUCCGGUAAAUAACACAGCCCUCUGCAAGUGGACCAAGCUUUUGAGUACAUGGAAAUCCAAAGCCAAAAGCGAAUACCUUGAGAAAGAUUACGAAACCGAGAUAAAAAAGAAGUGGCCUUCGGUUUCUGAGGAGGACUGGAACCUGUUCAAGCAGCACUGCGAGACCCCUGAAGUCAAGGAGAUGGAAAAAUGGGGGAAGGAAAUGCGGGCAAGGAACAUUGGUCACCACACCCUUGGAAGCCGUGGUUACCUAGGGAAGAAGCCGAAGUGGGACAAGCAGGACGCUGAGUUUGCUGCAGCAGGCAACUAUCCUGUCAUGGUGCCAGAGACGAGGAGUAGGAGGGUCCACGCAUCGGAGACCGUGUUGUCCUCGGCGCAGUGCCCUCGACUCACGCGCGCUGGAAGCAGGGUGGAUGUGCCGACCAGUGGCCGCUCCGGUCAGGUUAAUGAGGAUGUCGAGAGCAGAUUCCAGCAUUUGGCAAGUUCAGUACACAAUGAUGUUAUGCAGUUAAAGGCAGCGAACGGAGAGGACGAGGGAGGCGUGCACAUCCAAGACCUUGUUGUCGUCGUUCCGCGAAUGACGAGGAGGAGGGCGAGGGAGGCAUGCGCGUUGGAGACUGCGUUGCCGUCGUUGCAGCGCACUCAACUCACACGCGGUGGAAGCAGGGGGGAGGCCCCGACCAAUGGCCGCUCCGAUAUGUCUGGAAACGACUCCGCUGCAGCCUCUUCUUCGCGGACGAUAAGCGCGGGCGAUGAAGCUGUAGAACCGUCAUCACGUCAUGGUGGCCCAGACGCCUUGGGCACAUACACAGAUGGGCAGGACGACUACACAUCCACUGUUCAUGAUGAGUCCUGCACCGCCGCAAAUCCUGAAGAUGCGACCGAUCGCGACGAAGGGACCGGCCAAGGGGACCAGGCAGCUGGACAACCUAAAAAGCAACGGAAACCUAGGCGCCCAAACAUGCUUAGCACCGAUAGGAUUGUCAUCAACCGAGUGUCUGAGGCGGGUCUACCUCUUAGUCCCAAGAAGGCCGAACAAGGUUACAGUAAUGGCCUAGGCUGCAUCCUUCGCGAAACCGUGAGCAUUAACGAAACCAAUCUCAGGUCGAAAGCCAACGAGAAUUUGCGAGCACUCCUCAUAUCGAAGCUGCACACUCAUUACAAGUUCCCGGAUGAGUCCCUAGACGAGACCACUCCGGUAAAUAACACAGCCCUCUGCAAGUGGACCAAGCUUUUGAGUACAUGGAAAUCCAAAGCCAAAAGCGAAUACCUUGAGAAAGAUUACGAAACCGAGAUAAAAAAGAAGUGGCCUUCGGUUUCUGAGGAGGACUGGAACCUGUUCAAGCAGCACUGCGAGACCCCUGAAGUCAAGGAGAUGGAAAAAUGGGGGAAGGAAAUGCGGGCAAGGAACAUUGGUCACCACACCCUUGGAAGCCGUGGUUACCUAGGGAAGAAGCCGAAGUGGGACAAGCAGGACGCUGAGUUUGCUGCAGCAGGCAUAUCAAACCCCUUCAAGGAAUUUGAAAACCCACGUGAAAAUGAUUACAUCAGGGGCCGGUGCAAGUAUGAUGAAGCGACUAAGGCAUGGGUAUUGGACGAGAAAACGGCGAAAGUCAAGGAACUCCUGAGGCAGUAUCAUGUGGAAUCUCAAAGCUCCCAGGAGUCAGAGUGCUCGGCAAUGUGGGAUGACCCUCUGAACAGGUCGAUCAACGUGGUGCUCGGCAAGGACCCGAAAACGAGGCCGGCUUAUGGUCGUGUGAACGGCGUCGGGCUCAACGAAAAAUGGGACACGCAUUAUCCCGAAGACCGCGAGCUUGCAAGGCAGAGAAGGAGAGCCGGCCGAGCUAGUUUCGAAUCCAGAUUGGCUGGAAUGAGAGAAGAACUUAAAGAAGAAAUGAGAGAGGAAGUCGAGGUGAAAGCCAAAGCCAUGGCGACAGCCCAGGUCAUGGAAAUGUGGCCCGAUCUAAUUGAGGCCGUCAAGCGAAGUUUAGCAUCGGGGCAAACAGCGCCACCAUCAUCCGCUUUCACGUUGGCGCCGGCCAAUGUCAUUUUGGAGAAAGAGCCGCGUCCUGGUGCACAUCAUAGCAGCCGCUCUGCCCCUUUCAUGGGCUAG
Messenger RNA from Triticum urartu, 2285 nucleotides. Lineage: Eukaryota; Viridiplantae; Streptophyta; Magnoliopsida; Poales; Poaceae. The record is from RefSeq and is a predicted model, not a curated record.